This is a messenger RNA of Huiozyma naganishii CBS 8797, 1656 nucleotides long. It is a transcript of the gene NOC4, whose product is annotated as ribosome biosynthesis protein NOC4. Gene Ontology annotation, biological process: ribosome biogenesis. NCBI's taxonomy places the organism in Eukaryota, Fungi, Ascomycota, Saccharomycetes, Saccharomycetales, Saccharomycetaceae. Gene Ontology annotation, cellular component: small-subunit processome; nucleolus; Noc4p-Nop14p complex. The transcript has a single exon. The record is from RefSeq and is a predicted model, not a curated record. The coding region runs from base 1 to 1656 and encodes 551 amino acids.
AUGUCCGGACUUACCAUCGAUGAGGUGAAAAGUAUAGCCAAAAAGGUCAUUGACGUGAAGGAGAAAACCCACUACAAUUCAGUGGUCAAACUUCUCAAUGAGCUAAAGACUGUCUCGCACGAAACGCAGCGGGAACUGGCCGAUGACGAUGAGGUCGAAAAGAAAUACAGGUUUCUCGUCGUGUCUCUGUUCCAAAUAUUUAAGAAAAUGUUCGCCAGAAACGACUUGUCGCUAUCUGCGCAUUUGAAAAGUAAUUCCGAUCUUCUCAAGUUCAACCAGUGGUGUAGGAAACUGUACGACUCUUUCAAGACCCAACUGUUGAAGAUUUUGUCGGACUUUACCCUGGAAACAUCGCUCGCUUUAGACUCCCUCGAUCUGUACGUGCAACUACUCGAAUUGGAAUCGACCUAUUUCGCUACCUCUAAGGACGCGCCGUUCUUUGCUAACAAGACUUUGAAGAAGUUGAUCAUCGCGCUGUGGAGCUCUAAGAUGGACGACACAUCUCUCGAUAUAGAUCGGGUGACUGGCCAGUCGCAAAAUUUUCUUCUUUUGGAGUUUGUGGAGAAGUACUACAAACCGUAUGUCGAUAUACAGUACUACUUCCAGACUGAACUGAACCAGUUGCUUUCGUCGGACGAGGCAGAACUCGAUUUAACCUCAGAAAAUUGUACCGCGAAAUGGCUCGCUUUGGUGAACCACGAUAACCACUGCUCAAACGAAGAUGCAGACUUGGAAAUGUUUGUGAGUAACCCACCAAAGGCUGUGGAAAACGAUACAAAAUUUAAGUCACUGAUGGAGAAAAACUGGUUGUUUUACUUGGGUGGUAACAUGUCCUCCACUCAAUACAAGACCGUCCUGUUAAUCCUACACAAGAGAAUCAUUCCACACUUCCAUACCCCAACAAGGUUGAUGGAUUUCUUGACUGAUUCUUACAGCAUCAUAGACGCAACUGCUGGUGUCAUUCCAAUCCUGGCACUAAACGGCCUGUUCGAACUAAUAAAAAAAUAUAACCUGGAAUACCCAAAUUUUUACCAAAAACUUUACCAGCUUUUGACACCCGACUUAAUGCACGUCAAGUACAGGGCUAGAUUUUUCCGGUUGAUGGACGUUUUCUUAUCUUCUACGCAUGUAUCGGUCAACCUGAUAGCAUCUUUCAUAAAAAAAUUGGCCAGAUUAUCCCUAACGGCACCUCCAGCUGCAAUCGUUUCCAUCAUUCCAUUCAUAUACAAUCUGCUAAAGAAGCAUCCAAACUGUAUGAUCAUGAUCCAUAACCCGAAAUUCAUAUCCAACGCAUUUCACACCGUCGAGGAACAGCAACUUCAAAGAACAUUAAAGGCACAAUACCAGGACCCCUUCAACGUGGAUGAGCCAAACCCGGAACUGACAAACGCAUUCGGUUCAUCGCUUUGGGAAUUGGCCACUUUGAUGAACCAUUAUCAUCCGAACGUUGCUUCAUUGGCUAAAAUCUUCGGUCAACCGUUCAGGAAAUUGAACUACAAUAUGGAGGAUUUUUUGGAUUGGAGUUACGACUCGUUACUGGCUGCAGAAUCCAACAGAAACUUAAAAGUUUUGCCCACUCUAGAAUUCGAGACUUUCGAUUCGGUAUUUAACGAAACGGAGGGCAAAAAUGCAUACUUGCAAAAUAUAACCUGGUAA